ACUGCACUUAUGCAACAACAAAAACGAAUGACAGCAGAUUGUUGUGAAUUGGUAAAAAAAUUGUUCAGCAAAAUAGAAAUCGCCGAAGAAUGACCCUGUUUCAACAGCCACGCUGGUUGAGAAGAUGGAUACGACGCAGAACAAAUCCAAUAGCACUGGACCGGGCACAUCUUUGGAAGAGUCGCUUGAGCUUGUUCUACGCUGUAGUAGCUUGGAAUGCGUUCGGAGGUGUUUGCUACAUGAUCUAUACCGGGCGUAACGAUUGGGCCAAAUUCUAUGGUUACAAAACCGACGAGGAAGCGCAAUUACCACAGGCUAUUCGUUUCGCAAAGCAGUUAAAUCUGCCAAACGCAAAAGUGGUCAAGUUAAGCGGGCUAACGAAAACGGACGAAUACGAGCUGAAGGAUCAUCACGUAAUUCGCUCUGCCGAUGGUACGUCCACGUCUAAUGUAGAAAGCUAAGGAAAACCCAGGAAUUGUAUGGAAAGAGUACUUUAUUCGUAAAAUAAAAUAAAAAACUUUAUAAAAUUGUA
Messenger RNA from Anopheles merus, 532 nucleotides. RefSeq lists its product as uncharacterized. Bases 90 to 461 code for a protein of 123 amino acids. The record is from RefSeq and is a predicted model, not a curated record. NCBI's taxonomy places the organism in Eukaryota, Metazoa, Arthropoda, Insecta, Diptera, Culicidae. The transcript has a single exon.